Panicum virgatum (switchgrass) is the source of this 1655-nucleotide messenger RNA. RefSeq names its product probable WRKY transcription factor 2. Gene Ontology annotation, molecular function: sequence-specific DNA binding; DNA-binding transcription factor activity. Gene Ontology annotation, biological process: regulation of DNA-templated transcription. Bases 854 to 1273 code for a protein of 139 amino acids. NCBI's taxonomy places the organism in Eukaryota, Viridiplantae, Streptophyta, Magnoliopsida, Poales, Poaceae. The transcript is spliced from 3 exons. The record is from RefSeq and is a predicted model, not a curated record.
GACGUCGGUCGUGUCCCCGGCAACACGCCUCUGAUGCUGAUCAUGCGGGGCCCACUAACGGCCGCUUAUGGGUACACGAGCGCCGUUACUAGCAGGGCGAAUUCAUGGCAGAGUGCCGUUACAAGCUUGCUGCUGUGAAAUCAUCACGUUACUAUCUAACAAGGUAAAAAUUUAGAGGACAUGGUGGUCUCUAAAACACAACUAACUAUUACUAAUAUUCUUUUUGCAGUAUAUUUACAAAACAUAGCAAAUGUAUAAUUUGUAAGGUUUCUUCUUAUGGUAAAUCUUCUCAUCAUGUCAUUUAAAAUAUCAAAACUCAAUACACAAAAGUGAUUUUAUAAGCAAAGAAUAAGUGGUUAACUACAUAGUCUGCAUCUAACCUAAAACAAGUUAUCAGUCAGUGGAGGGAGUAAUGGCCAUCGGUAGCUCCUUGUUGAUUUUUUUUAGAAAAUAAAAAAGUUUCCUACUUUUAUAACUGCACGCAACCAAAUUUUACAUCAUCUUCAGCUAGCUCAUGAAUACAAAUCAUAAGAAAAAAUGUACAUAAACAUUGUCCUUCGAUGUUUCAAAUGUUUUUUUUCAACCAGUCGCUUGAAAAUUGUUAAAUUUUAGGCCCUUUAUUCAGUCCAAGAAACUAGUGCGAAGUUGGGUAGGACAGCAUGUGAACCCAAAAAUUUGCUCAUGCUUCAUAUUGACGACGUUAGCGUCGCAUCUGAGAAGCUUCCAUACGAUUGACUAAACCUUGAAUCCUUGAUAAUAAAUAUAACACCCAAUGAGCUUCGUCAAUACUCCCCUCUCUCGAUAACAUGGGAAUAGCAGAGGACAGGACGUAGACGUACUGCGACCGGCGUCCAUGGCAUCAUCAUCAAGCUCACAGCCCAACGCAAUAGGGAGCGCAGGAGACAGAAAUCAAGAGAAGGAGGCGGAGGCUGUGGAGGUGGCGGCGGCGGAGGCGUCGUCAGAGGCCGGCAACGGCAGCCAGCUGGUGAUGCCCGAAGACGGCUACGAGUGGAAGAAGUACGGACAGAAGUUCAUCAAGAACAUCCAGAAAAUCAGGAGCUACUUCCGGUGCCGGCACAGGCAGUGCGGCGCCAAGAAGAAGGUGGAGUGGCACCCGAGAGACACCAGCGGGGCCCUCCGCGUCGUCUACGAGGGCGCGCACCAGCACGGCUCCCCGCCGUCGUCGUCAGCGGCGGCGGCGGCCGCCGCCGCCGCCGCCUCCAACAAGUACGAGCUGGGCGCGCAGUACUUCGGCGGGGCUCGGCCGCAGUGACCCAGGAACCCUCGAUGUACGUGAGCGUUGGGAUGGGGAAGAAAUUCCGGCGGCGGCGGCAUGGAUCUGGUCUGUCCUGCUCCUGCACCCAUCUCUUUCACAGCGGCAGGUGGCCGGCGCUGUCAGCGCCGCCGUGGCCAUCAGGUGGCGGUGCCGGUUGACGCCUUGCGCCGGUGCAAUGUGAUGUUGAGUGGGGAAUAAUUGUUGCUAGUCCGAUCAACUCUGCGGUCUGGUACCUGUAGCUGUAGUGCCGUACUACGCCAGUAUGCACGAAAUAAGCCUGUGUUUAGAUGUUUUGCAAAAAAAAUUUGGGAUGGAAUCUUGUUAAUUUGAAGUACUAAAUAAAGUCUAUUUACAAAACUUUUUACACAGAUGGGUUGUA